CUGAAGACACUGGAAUUUAUAGCAACAUGAUAUUUGACGGCUGUUUAAGUGAAUCCUGAGCUUUCGGAAGCCAACGUUUGGUUUGUUUUCUCAGAGAAAGGGCGUAUGAAUUCUCUUACAUACGGUGUUUCGUUUGCAAGGUAAGCGUUUUCACAAAGUUGUUUGUCCGUUUAAAACUUAUUAAAUAACUAAUUUCGACAUUUAACGAACGACCUGUGUAAAUUGAGAGUACUGAGGGCAAAACCUUUCCUCGUUUGCUAAGAUAGAAUGUUUCCAGCUAUGUUAGGAACUGAUGUGCGUAUUUAUAACAGUGAUCUGAGUUGAUAUCGAUGGCAUGAUUAUAAACUUGCGUCGUAAAACGUGUAAAUAGUUAGUUAGACAAUUCAUCGAGGUGCUAAUGCUAUCGUUACCUCGCCAAAACUUAGUAACACUGUAACUGAGUCAAAUUAAUCACAGCUAUAACAGAUAUUUCACAGAGAAGUGAGCUAAUAUCCAUGAGAGGUCGAAAGUGAUUACUUAAAAAUAUUAUCGUUACAAUUAGCUCAAUCCGUCGUUUACUGUUCUAUGAGAACAGAAUACUGUGACUUAAGGAAUCUAUUCGCAAAAUGAAACACACCGAAAUUCAAAAUUUUUGUCUAAUCCUCUUGAUGUUGUUUAUAAUUACUUCUGAGAGGGAAAGAAAAACAAAUUAAUCUUUAUUUUAGCGAUAGGAGAGCUCGAAAAUGAAGGAUUUUCUCCGAAAAUUUAAAAGAAUAAACGCUGUUUAAAAACUUGAUUAGAGUAAUAGUUUUGAAUGUAGAUCAAAUGGAGUACAUUUCAGCUCAUAAAAAUCCAAUUAUUUUAAUAAUUGUAGCUCAAAGAUUCCCAAAUUGUUGAUGAUCCCCAGAUGUAGAUCUGUAUACUGAUAUUGAUCGAAUUUUCUGGUCAUUAAUUGCAUUAAUGCCCUAUCAACAGCUGGAAAAUUACUAUAGGAAACUUAAAUCAAUAGAGGAAUGUUUUUGAUACAAUCUUAAUUCAUUAAACAGUAAAUGGGAAGAUCAUGUUGAAUAUCCAAUUUUACAGACGUUGAAUUCUUUGCAAGGGAACAGAUGUAGUGGUGUUGUUAUUUCAAAUAUUUUGCCUGUGGGAUAGCAGAGGAAAAUAACGGACUGUUACAUGCUGUUAAUUUCUUUUUGAGAAACUAUUUCUGGCUAACCCCACUUUACUCAACCAAUCAAGAUACAAAAAAAUCACUGAGCUGGAACAGAAAAUGCAUCAUUAAUUUGGCAUAAAUUGCACUAAUGGGUUUUCAUUUUGAUCAAAUUCACAAUUAUCUGGUCUUGUUAUGAAUUGUAAAUCUAAUAAGAGUGAGCUGUUUCCAAUGCAAAAUCUUUUCUUUAACAUAUCCAUGGUAUCUUAUGCUAAACAAACAUUCACUUCUUUGUUAAGUUUUCUGUACUGUUAGCAUCUAGAAUUUAAUGACUCACUUUUGUUUGUUUUAUUUUCAAAAUCUUGUUUUGAAUUUUGGUCUUCAUUAAUGUGUAGAGAUUAAAUGGUUUUGAAUAGCAGAGUCCUAUGGAUAUCAAUGUGAUCCUUUUUUUGUGAUCUUAAAGUAAACAUGAAAGUUUUUUUCUAUUGUGUGCAUUCAUAUUUUGAAUGAUGCUCUAUUUAAAUGGAAAUUAACUAUGACCUCAGUGAGCAAGUCUGCAUAAAUUAUUGUUAUUUUAUUCAUGUGAAGGUCAAUGUAAUGAUCCUAUAUGGAUUAGAAGAGUUUGAAAAUGAAUUUUGAUUUAUAAUUAUUUUUUAUAUGAUCUUGUUAAAUUGGUUAAUGGGUCAUCUUAAAGCUGAAAGUAUGCCUGGCACCCUUUUUUUACAAAACCUGAUGCUGCUUGUUAUGAUCUGUGACAAUCGAUAAUUUGGGAUAAAUUAUUAAAUAGUUGACCAAAACCGUUGGUUAAUUUCAAAUGUGUGGUGCUUUCAGUUUUAUUUAGGUUUAAGUAUGAUAAUGGCAAUAAAUCAAAAGUGUAUAGAAUUGAACCAAUGAUAGAAUUUAGCCACAAAGACUGUGUAUUCCACAAUAAGUGGCUGUGUAGAAGAGGAAUAAAAGUUAUUUUUUAAAAAUCUUUUUGAACAGACAUUGUUCCAUCACAGCUACAGCAAAUAGAGUUUUCUGUUCCAUUUUGAUUUACUUUACUAAAACAGGGUUAUUUUUUUUUGUUUAGAAAAGAAGAAUUUAGGAAUUAAUUGUUAUAGGUAAUAUCUCUGAUCUGUGAGUAAACACUGGAUUAUAGAAUAUAUGAAAACAGUUGCAUAUCAUGACAGAUUUGGGAAGAUUUUUCACCUCUCUGGCAAAUAACUGAAUUCAUUAUUAACUUAUAAGCUGUUUAUCAGAAGCUAAAUUUUGAUAGUCAUUUUUCAAUUUAGUGUACAUUGUCUUUAAAUACAUCGCUAUUCUUGCUGAAAGUCUGAGUAAAUUUAAGAUGAAUCUGAAGUGGUGGGGGAAUAAAGCCAUAGAUGACUCUUCACACAGUAACAAAUUCUCCUUGUCUGUGUCUGAAUCAUCCAUCAGGAACUAAACGGACUCACCACUGCUCAUGCUGUGUCCAGGAAGACAGCACCCUUAAGUAAGUAAGACGGUAUAUGGAUGGCAACAAGCACAGGUCCCUGGGAUGAAACUGAUGACAGUGCAAGCUAUGAUGCAGUGCCAACGAUGCGUCCUCCAAAAAGAAGCACUCUCAGAGUGAGCCACUUGCGUCGGCCUUAUGCACGACCCCCUUCACCUCCUCGCCAUGCCUCUUCUUCAAGAUCAAGGAUUGGGGGUGGAGUGGUAGCUGAGAAAGUGGAGGACCUUGCUGCUUCACUUCAGGCCACAACAGAAGUGUUGUCCACAGCAGAUCGCAUGUUAGAGCACUACAGGGAUAUAAACGUUGAACAAGAUGAAGAAAUUGCAAAGGUAACCCCCCACACCCAGUAAUCUGACUGGCUAAUCUCAUGCAGGACUUUUUUACUGAUUGAUGUUUGAAUCAAUAACUUUGAUGUGCAAGGUUUUUAUUUUAAUUUGUAUUUUGUACCUGUAGCUAAGAGCUGAGCUUGAAAAGUCUGCUGAUAUUCUAAGACGAGAAAGAAUCUCAAGAAGACGGAGACUCCCUCCUACUCCUUCAUCUUCGCAGGUAAUACUUUUUUUUUUGUUGAAACAACUUUUUUGGGUUAUGUUCCUUAAACUUAAAAUUUAGCAGCAAAGCAACAAGGCCUAUCUAAAUUAUCCACAUGAGUGGAAUACUAAUUUUUUUUAGUUUCCUAAAAAAAUUGAUGUAGGCACCCUGUGCUCUAAGAAGUGGGGCGUAAGAAAAGAAAGUCCAGUACUUCAAUAAUUUACUCUCAAAACUUUGAUCAAAAUGGAUUUAUUUGACUCUUAUUUUAAAUUCUUUUUCGUAGUCUGAGGAUGAACAUGGCAGACCAGCAAGGAAAAGAGGUUCAGUGAGAUUUGGCAAAGAUGUCCGAUCAGAUGUAAGUAAAUUAGUGUCACUGUUUCUAAUCAUAAUUCCUUUGCACCUAUUAUUAGCACUUGUAUUUUCCACACUGUUCUCUUUACAACCGCUAUAGAACUGACAAGGAGAAUUUAUUUGACAGUCAGGAACUUUUUAAAUUGGUGAUCAUUUCCUUUAUUCCUAUGACUUAAACUUUUGAUUCAAUGUUGACACUGUAUGGAGAAAUUAAAUGCUGAUCACUUCUCUUUAUCAUACUUUUUACAGGUUGACCAGCUGCGGGAGGCUGUGAGAAACCUAAAAAGUGAACAAAAUCGCCUGACUGGAGAAAUUGAAAGGGAAAGGGAGGAGAGGGAAAGGUGGGUUUUAUCAGCAGGAAUGAUGUGCACCUAUUGGGCUUGAUUAGGGAGUAGAAAAACCAGUAUCUCUCUCACAAAUAAUGUUCCACUCACCUCAUAAUAAUUUUUGUGAGUUUCAAGGGUGUGACAAAGAGGGGGUUUUUCUUGCAUACAUACAGCCUCUCUCUUUGUCAAGAAAAAUUGUUAAUUUAUGAUUAAAAAGGCCCCCUUUCAAACCAGCUUGCUGCUGGACUGGGCUAGCCUGCUCAAAAAUUGUCAAUAAAUUAAUGAAAUAAACAAAUUGAGAUAGCCCAGCAUACCUCAAAAUGCCUUCAAGAUGUCAGAGCUGGACACCUCUGAAAUCUGAACAAUGGGUUUUCAACUGUUAGUGUACCACAUUGUUGGCAUUCUCAAGUUCAUGAUAUCUCUGUAAUCUGUUUUUUUCCUUUUUUCGGUGUCCAUAAACAGGGUUGGUGGUGACUAUAGUUAUAGCGGUGCUAAUAGGCGAGACCAGCUAGGACCCAGUGGAACAUCAGGUGAUAUCAGUAAAGUUUAUUUCUUUGUCAUCAUUUCCUUACUAAUCGCCAUUUUUGUUGCUUGCUUGCAUUUAUUUACACAUAAAAACUUGUUUACUUUUUUGUCUAGAAGUCGUCUCCAGAGCAGAUUUGGCAGAGAGGUAUAGCAAUUUGAAUGAGAUAAUUUGCUCUCUCACUUAUAAUCCAAGUACUUGAGAGAGAUGUCGUUUUUGCACUGCUGUUGUGCUCUGUUAAUUCCACUUUGAUUUUUGAUCAGGGAGAGGCUUCUUAAUGAGCUGCGGGAAACUGAAGAAGCAAGCAGACGUCAAGCUGAAGUUCUUGUUAAGGUUUUUAUAUCUAUUUAUCAAUUUUGUUUUAUCUUACUGAGCAAGUAUUUUGCAGUCUCUCUCAAACUGAAGGUAGUGCCUAAUGGCAAGAGUUGUUUGACUCUGCAGGGACUGGAUGCUGAGCGAGACGUCCUUCGAGAAAGCCAGAGAUUAGCCUCAGAGAGAGACCGAGAACUAGAAUCAUUAAGACAACAGGUUAGCCAGCUGUUAUGAAGAUUAUAAAGAUUGUCACUAGCAUGAAAUCAGAAAAUUUGAUUUACCCGUCCUAAUGCCUUUCUAAAAUUUUUACCAAAUAAAAUUGUUCUCAGAAGAAAUUGCAGUCAACCUGAAGCACAAAAAUGUGUUCAUCAAACAAACGCACACACGCGCGCAUGCUCAUAUACGCGCGCAUGUACACGCGUACUCUCUCGAAACUGCCACCCCCCCAAAUAAACACCCACAAAGUUCAUGUCACGUACCUGUAACGAUGCAGGCAGGUAAGUAUAAAUUACUGCAUUGAAUUCCACAUCAAAACAUCCAGUUGGUUCAAUUUUUAUCUCAGUCUAAAAAUUAAGCAUAAUAAUUUAAUCCCUCUCUGUUACGAAAACUUCUAACUAAUAAUUUGAUUUUCCGCUAACCGCAAUACAGACUGGAUUAAUUUCUAACCGAAUUCCUAUUAAAACGAUUAUGUGAGAUGAGUGCUUUGAUUUUACGCCUAAUUGAAUUAGAAUCAGCAUUUAACGCGCAUCUGCACGUUGACAUAUAAUCCACUAACGGUUAAUCAAAAUAUAUGUAACGAUUUGAUUCUGCAGUGACAGCCUCCCGUUUCGAAUAUUCCCUUGAGUUCGUUCAUCUGCUGAGGAUCUUGAACGGUUUUUUUUCUACUGGUUUAAAAGUGUUGUCUACAAGUUGUACUCGCGAUUGGAGUAUUGUUGAAUUCGUUUAAAAACUAGCAAAUGAAUGAAAAUAAUCUGUAAAGAGAAUGUGCUUGUAGCUCUGAAAGGGUUGAUAAGCUGGAGCGUUUGAAGAUGCAACUAGAUAAAAACAAAGCAAUGAAAACUACUUUUUUCAGUUUUGGUAAAAUUUUGAUCGAUAAAUUAACCUAUAAUUUUCAAUUCUGCGUAAAGGCCGCGUUGUCGUUUAGGGCGGUUAACGUUGAUGCCGAUUUCACUGCAGCUAACCUAGGAUAUGAGUUAAUCUGGUGUUUAACAAUCCAGUUCCUCUGCUAAUCUUACAACUGACAACUAAUCCUUUUACUUGCUGAUUGCUUAAACAAGAUUUAUUGGCCCGGAAGGUUUGAAACUAUUUUUUGAAACGGAUUUGAAGUUGUAUUAUAUCUGAAGGCAAGCUGUUUUCCUGAAUGGCGGGAAAAUGGAACACUGCAAAAGUGAGACUGAAUCUCAUUGCUUUACACAGUUGCAGGCAAAUCAAAAAUCGCAACAAGAUGAAAUUGAAAAUAGACUCAAGGAAAUUCAACAUGAGGUAAACUCAGUCACGCACUUGCUGAACUUUUUCAGAUGCAAUGUUAAGUAUUUUCUAGCAACGAUAUCCCAUUUACUUUGAUUUUACCUAAAUAGGCUUUUAUCACCUGCACGAUUACUCGCCAAAAGUUUCUGAAGCCAAGUUUAGACUCCGAAUGUAAGACCUCGAAUUUGAUAAAUAAUAAUGAAAAUUUAUUUGUAACUAUUUAUGCGCUAAGAAAAACCCCAGCGUCUCUAUCCACUGCACUGAAUGCACCGACAUGUCUUUUGUCUGGGAGCUUUCUUCAAUCUUCAGUCUCUCUCUCUUUGCUGUGUGCGAUCACCAGAUGCGAGCAGAGCGAGAAUCUUGGGAGAAGAAACAACAGGAAGUCGGUCAACUCGCCAGUGAAUUGCGAAAUGUUCGGGUAACUACUUUCUUCAUACGUACAUUCUUGUUUUGCUCUGAAAAAAGGCAAAACUCUCUUUGUUUUCUUCUUGUGAAAUGAGGACUUUAAGUCUUAAAAUAAUCUAAGUUGUUAAUUGCUACGAUUAAGCUUUCUCUAGAGAUAAAGUUAACACAAAAAAAAUUCGUACCUAAACCAAAAUAUCCAUUUUUUUUCGCUCCCUGAAGAAUCUAUAAUUUCUAGCUGGUUAUUUAACAAUAGAUCAUGGCCUAGGAGGAUGUUUGUUAGGCUCUAAAAGUGCUACCUAAAAUGUCGACACGGUUUGCUUUCGAGUCGUUGCAAAAUUUUGAUGGCUACUCGAGGAACUCUGGUCACUGAAACACAAAUUAAAAAUAUAAAAUUUAUUCUAAUAAAUAUCUAGAAUAAAUGCUGGGAUUUCCUCUAUUUUUUCUUUGAAACGAAAUACUUGUGGAGUAAACCUUUUUUGAAAUUGAUCAAUAAAUUUUUCCUUGAACUUUUGUUGUUGUUGUUAAAAUUUAACUCAAAACUCUUCUCUUCUUUUCCUGACGCAGUCACAAAGCCCACUUUGGCAAAGCUUUUUUCUUACAUUUUAUAUGAUUUGUUGCAUCCCUGCAGAGUUUGUUGGAUGAAGCCAAUGACACGAAGAUGCGAGAUGAAAUCCGAACGGUGGCAAGGUAUCAGUAAAUUGUCCUCGCACCAAUGUGUCUUCUUACUGUUUCAGUCUCAGCUGUGAUGGGGUUAAUAACCAGGUUUGAGUGAAAAAACGUUGACCAGAAGAUCAGAUCAUAUCGAUGGAUGUUCCCCUUUGGUGAUUUGUGUGUGCCGUGUUUUACUCUUUUUUUAAUACCUUAGCAAAGUGCGACAACUCACAGGGUAACGUUGGUCGUAGUAAAUUGUAGUUUCCAGGGAUUUCCUAGCGAUCUUUCACUUGAUCGUAACUUGAAAGCGUCCUCAAUAUUGCGCACGCGCCACUUUUGACACAUCGCGUGGUCAUUUCCAAAUCACCUUUAUGAAACAGCUAAAGCUUUGAGCCACGAAACCUGAAUUAAAAAUCUGUGCGAAAUUAUCUGAAGCUUUCCCGAAUCUUAACUGUCAAAACAAAAUAAUGCUGCAGCUUACAAUAGCCUGCAAUUAAUGUUCCUCCUCCUACCCUAUAUCGCCUAUCUUCCACCCCUCCCUGAUUAAUUACAAUGGCCCUUCUCUUAUCCGACCCUGGCUCGCUUCUUUUUGGCACGUCAUGAAAGAAUUUUGCUUGAUCGUUUUUUUUAUUAGUGAGCUAGAGUCUGAACGCAGGGCCCUGGAGGAGAGCGAGAGAGAGAAGAGAUUACUUGCUUCACGUUUGGAAGAUUUAUCGGGGAGACUGGAACUCUCAGAGAGGGAACGCCGAGAGGUAUAGUUAUGUUUUACACUUUAAAAAUCCAACCUCGUCCCUAGGAGUUUCUCGGCCAGAUUGCUCUAUCCUAGAGGCCAGUGUUGAGAAACCUAUGGCACGCAGCUGAUCAUGUUGUUGCGAGAUCCUUGCAAACACGGAAGCCUGAAAGGAAGGUCCCUCUCGAUCGACCUCUAUUUUGUAAACUGACCGAGAAAUCUCUGGACAGGAGAUUGCAAAAAAAACCUUUCAGGAUUACAUCACGCAUGAACAGAAUUACCAUUUGUGGUACCUAACUUAACUCAACGAUGUGUUUUAGGUCAUGGCCGAGUUAGAAGCUGCCACAAAAAGACUGGACCAGAGCGAAGGAGGAAAAAACGCGCUGGUAGAUCAGGUUCGUAAGGCAACCUCGUUUUCAUGAAGAAAUAUCCUGAAAGCGGGGAGGAGAUACAUAAAACAACUCGCAAAACAUACAGCUCACCUAAAUGCUGGGAUGCUUCGUUAAUUUUGAACGCAUUUUCAAAUGUCUAUUUGUUAUCUCUGCAUUUGUGCAGUAAAAAGAUAGCCACCAUAGCAGUUGUCAAUUGGAUAUCGAAACUGUAUCAGAAAUGGCGUCGUUUUUACUUCAUUACGUUUCGUUAUCAGUUUGGUAUACCAGAGCCACCCUCUCGACCAAUCAGUUACAAAACUAAAACUAAUCGUAGCUUGGCCAUCUGCGUUUUCCUGCGCUUCAGGCAGCGUGCUUGUUCCUACUUACAUCCCAUUAAUUCCUUGUAACAUUUACUUUUUGUUCUGGUAGGCUAUUUUGUUAACUUUGCUUUUGGUUUUACGGAACUCCAUCAGAAAACACUAUGGUUUCUUUGUGGUAGAAGAAAUAGCGUGCUUCUUAUCGAAAGAUUUGUCACCUUUUCGCUGUUUUUUUAAAUACAUGGCCAAAUAUUUAUUCGACAUUUUUAAUUCGUUCUAAAGGCAGAGCAAUUACGUCAACAGUUUUCACGCUCAGAAACUGAAAAGACCGAAUUGUCGAGGAAACUCGAAGAGGCCCAAGCUAAACUAGAGGACAACGAGUCGACUCGCAAAAGACUUCAGAAUCGGUUGGAAGGUUUGAAUCGACAGAUGGAGGAAGGACAAGGAGACCGCGAUCGUCUCGUGGAACAACUUGAAUCUCUUAGAGGACAGGUGUGGAGAAGAUUGAAUUAAAAUUUGUCAUGCGAUGCUGGCACGGCGUCGUGCGCUAUAUCAUAGAAGGAGCCUAGGGAUGAUUCCGGUCACAGCAUACAGGGGCGUAGCAAACCGGGGUCCAGGAGCGCUCAUGAACUGCCCCAUCUUCCUUCCUAUGGGGGAUAAUUUUUGUUUAAUUCAGGUGGCGAAAACGCGCGAAUCCAAAGAAUCUGCAUGAAAUAAUAAAAUAAAUCUUUUCGAGUGCUAUGUACGCCAAUUUCUGGCCCUCGUCUCACAGUUGAUAGCCCUUUGAUUCAGAGAAAGAGCAUAGAUGUAAACUACUUAACGAGAGACUUAAGGAAAUUCAUAGCCAAGACUUCCCCUACGCUCCCGGCUUAUUCCGGUUUUGCAUGGCGACUAGCAUUACAGAUACUCCUUCUGGUUUCAAUGCUUGUUUCCACGAAAGAUUACUAUAUCCAUUUAUACUUGUGACUGGAGAAGAGUCAAGGGAAAGAUUGUUAGCCUUUACUGUAAAGUUGAAAGGCAUAAACGUCAACUUGGCCCUUUGAGGAGUUGGCUGGAGACGCAGGCGGCUGCCAGUGUUCAUGACAUUUCGUAUUUAUUUGGUCAAUGAAACUUUAUCUCCAGCAGGGAAAGUUAAUCAAUGUCAAGACAAUCAUAAACUUUAAAUUUAUUCCUUUUAUUUUGCUGUGUUCAGGUUGCGAAGUCCGAGCGAGAAAAAGAUGAAAUUAUGCAACAGGUGUCAAGAAUGACGAGAGGCGCGGCACAUAGACGUCAAUCAGUGGGGAGAACCCCUUCAGCGGCAGCUCAAUUAAUGAGGAACAUGGGUCGGACCGAGGGGCCUGGGGGAGAUAGUGCGUCUGAGAUGAGAAGGAACUUGGACCGAUUCGAGCUGGAGCGGGAUCUGGAUCGGAGGAAUCAUCUGGGGGAUUCGUUCUAUGAUGGGCCGUCUGGAAGAAAUUUCAGGGGAGGGGAGGAUAUGGACAGGUAUAAUAAUUGAAAGGGUUGAAUCUGCUCUUGAGCCUUAGCCUGGCUUCUUGGGCAUGAAACCCGCAUCCCGUGGAUGGGAUGGUAAUCCAUUACAGAUCAAGACUUCAUAAGAUUUCCUGGACAGUUCACCUUUACCCUGGGUGGAGAGAAGUAUUUAGAGCAUAUUGAUAAACAUUACAGCACAAUGAAACGGCCAGGUCUGGAACUCGAACUUCUUAAACCGAAGGCCAGCUUGCUAACCAAGAGGCAGAAUAUGACUAUGACAAAGUUGAUGUCCAAGGGGAAGUUUCCCAUUAUAUCCGGCAACGCGGUUACACUGUGUUGAUAUAAAUGGGAACUUAAGUAUCCUGACCGUAAGGAGAAUGCCCCUUUGAUAUCAACUUUGUCUUAACCAGAUCUGUAACGCAGUAGUUGGCUCUUUCUCGAUUCUUCUGUGUUUUCCAAAAAUUAUGGUGAAGUGCAAAUAACUUAAAGAAAGAAAGUGUUUUUGUUACAGUCAAUGGUUUGAACCUGGGGAAGGGGGGGGGUGACAUGUGAUAGUGUUGUCUGAUCACCCGGGUGAGUGUAGUCCUGAGAAGGACUGUUUUCGAUGGUGGUGGCCAACGUUUCUACAAUCUGAGCAGAAGUCAUCAUCAUAGUCAAGUGAAUGCCUGUGAUCAGUUGACCCCGACUUGACUCUGAUGAUGACAUCCGCUUAGGUUGUCGAAACGUCAGUCACCACUACCAACAACAGUCCUUCUCAGGACUGCACUCACCCGGACGAACAGACUACACUUUCAAAGUGUUUUCUGGAAGAAACAUUCUCUGAGCUCGAAACUUAAGUGAAUAUAUUCUUACCAGCUUUUGUAUUUUUGUUAGAUUCGACCUGUUGAACAACUUGGAACAUCUGCACCAGGACAUGGAUCGGAAGGACGAACAGCAGGAGAGGUUACUCAGCCAAAUGCGGGAACUGCUGACCAAGUAUGAAGAGAGCGAAGAACAAAAAAAACGGUAUAUGAACGAGCUAGAAGCUGUGAACAAGAAACUCAAGGAGGCGAAUAAAGAUGUACAGGAACUGGAAGGACAACUGGGGGACAAAGAGAACCAGCUGAAAGAGAGCGAUAAGAAAAGAACGGAGCUGAGGAACAAAGCUCUGCAAUCAAUAAAAGAGUAAGUAUUUUUAGGGUAGCGUUUGCAUAUAAAGCGCGCUAGCGGAGCCUCAUACACAAGAAAGUCCAAGCAACCGGUGAUCAACUGGGAUCCCAUCUAAGGGGAGUAACAGUACUUCUUAUCACUGUAUGCCACAGUAACCGUGAUAAGCUCCAACUUGAGGGUCCUUUGGCUUGAGCGCAGGCCUUAUCUUACUUUUGUUAUAUUAUCGCCUCACUACUUCAUUCUAUCAAUCAAUGGCGUUACUUGGUUUUAGGUAUCGUUCUAAAUGCAAGAAACUGGAAAGAGAGGCGGAACAAGGACUCGCAGCUCACUCGCAAGAACCAGUGGUAUUUAAUUAAUUCAAAUUUUCAUUCUUAAUGCGUGUCUUGAAUUGUUUGUGUUAUUUUGUUGCAUUCUCUCGAGGCUUUACGUACUUACGUUACUUCAUCGGUGGAGACUUUGUUACUUUCGUCCACCAUUUCAGGCAACUAUAAGUUUGAAUUACGAUUUGAAUAAUGAGUUAAAUGGGGUAAACGCUUUUGUUUUUACAAUUUUUCUUUGUUGUUGUCAGCCGACCUUUGCUUCUUGAUUGCAAGGUGUUUAAGCCUUUUAUAAAGAAUGAUUUAUAAUCGUUUUAAGAGAUUCCUCUCCAUUUAUUUCAAUUCUUUUUCUCUAAUUUAUUUAGAAAGAGCUGAGGGAAAUCAAAGAACUGCGGGCUAAAAUCGCCAAGCUGGUUUCCAAGCUCCAAGAGGAAGCCGAACAACGACAGGUGAGGAGAGGGGACUGGAAAUAAUGAUUAUAGGACCAUUUCAUUCUCCAAAUUGAAAAACUUGCAAGAUUUCAAUAAAAAUUCCUCGACGUGCUACUGAUGUGAAGGCCAUUUGGUUUAUUCUAGGAAGAGGGGGUCAGCUUUUGAGAAGGACUAGUCUUCAGAAUACCUACCUGGGUUUUCCUGUGAUGUUUCUAUAAUUUUUAGGAUGCUUCUUUAGAAUUUUGCAGAUACCUUGCUAUUCGGCAUGUUGAAUGCGAAAUGAAACAACGAGACGAACUCCAGAGUUCUUAAUUGUAUGCAUCUGAGUUUGGGUGAAUGUUGAGAGAUGCAGCUGCAUUAUUUAUCAAUGCCGGUUCAAAAGAAAAGUUCUUUGUACUUCGUGCGGCCGGGAACUCACUUCCAGGAAGGGAAAGGUUGGGUUAGACUCUCUCUGAUCUCAAAUGGUUGUUGACCACCUGCCUUUCACAUCAUACAGGAUUAUGAACAACGAAUUUUAGAAGCCAGACAACAAGAUAGAGCAACGAAGGAGGAAGCUGCUUCGCUUUACGCUCAGCUGCAACAAGUAUGUAAUCAUUCAAAGUGCAAAUCAUUUCCAUCCCAAUUUAAUAAAAUGCUAAAUUCUAAAAUGUUUCUCGUCAGGAACGGGAUGCCCAUACGAAUGCGUUGAGAGAGCUUGAGGAGCAAAUCCAGGCCCUCACGGUUUGUAUCAAUCCUUUUUUGUCUGCAGUUAGCGAAGCAUGCAGACUAACGAACACUUUGGACUUCCAUUUGAAGAACAUCCUGUCUGUUGACCAUUAUCUUCCAGGCUAAUCACGAACAAGCUCUACAAGACGCCGCUAAAAAGUCAAAUAAAGAGAGAGGUGAAGUAGAAGAUCAAAUUGCGGACAUGAAGGUAAUGCGGUUUGGACAGACUCAAUUUCAUCGAUUGGGUCCACGGUUUACAUUUGGCAGAUAUCUAAGGAAGGGUUUAAAUAUAAAAAGCGAAAUACCUCGUCACAGACACAAAAACAUGUACAAAUGCUUAUGCUGGAUACGUAAACGGAAAUGGCCAACCGUUAAAAGAAAAUGUUAAUGGUUGAGGAGGGACAUUUGAAGGUCUCCUUUUUACUCAGAGAUCGAGCCCAAAAGGGAUAGGAUUAACCAACAAUUUUAUUUACGUCCUUAAAUCGUGCCAUAAUGCUUUUACAUUGCGCUACUAAAAUAGCCUCUGAGGUGACUUUCAACAACUGUCAUGUAUGGCUUUUCACACAGAUUCAACUUGCGGAUGAAAAGUCAACUAUAAAAGCUUUACGAAAACGCCAAGAAAAAGAUAGAGAGGAAAUGGAGAAACUUAACACUGAACUUAAUGUGUAAGUAUUCACAAUAAUUAAACUUAAAACUUGAGCAUAUGAAAGUCUUACAGGUACAAGCUUUCCAUCACCUUUCCAUUUCUGAGCGUUCGGUUGUUUUGGUAAGUUCUUAUUCAGCAAUUCAACAUCAGACAGAUCAGCUCCUUUUACCAAACGCAGAUCUUGCGACAAAAAAAAAAAUGAAGUGACCCUUGGACGAGCACACCUCGAAUAGCUGUCGCAUUUUAAUUUGACCCUUUCAACGUUAUGUUUUGCCCAAACUUUGACUCAUUUUGGUUCAGUAAUUGUAAUUUUGUCACCCACCCUAGAGCAUCAGAGGAGAACGCCAAGUUGAAAGCUCGCUUAGAACAGGGCAAAGAAGAAACGGAGAACUUGGUUUGUAAAUUAAACAAUAACGUUUUCACUUUGAAAUUUUUGCAUGUUUUGUGCAAUAUGUUUCGUCUUUCUUUGUUUUCAACCUGUCUAUUUUUCUACAGAAAGAGAAAAUUGAAGUACAUCAGAGCAGGUUUGUUUGAAUUGUUCGCUUUUUGUUGGAUUUCUUGUGAGAGAGGGUUGAGUAACUAGAAACUGACGUUCAUUAUGCGUUGCAUGCCUACAUUACAAUUGUAAGCUCUUUUUCAGCGUUUGAUAGUAUCAUUUCUCUUUUUCUUGCCUUUGAAGGAUUACUCAGUUAGAGGAUGCCUUGCGACGUAAUCAGUACGCGCUGGAGAAAGCUGCAGAGGAACAACAGGUUCUUAUUUCAUUUUGUCCUUUUUGUGUUUAUAUUCAGUGCAGGACUAACUUCAGCUCGAUUUGGAUCCCAAAAUAGUGGCUCGUUAGGAUAUAAAAACACAAACAGGACAGUAGUGGGGAAGGAGCACUGAAGUCUAAGAAGGGAAAAAAUUAAAAUGGAUUGUAAAUGACCACAAAGUAUGAACUCAAUAAGGAAGAACAAGGGAAGAGAAAAUGAUAAGCCAAGAAGGAAAAAAAGUUGGCUUAGGACGGAGGACGGAUGGCAAUUAGGAACCGAGAAAUUUGAAAUUUUUUUAAUUGUUUUUAUUUUAUGUGUGUGUCUCGUCGUAGUCUGGACUGCAAAAGUUGGAUGACCAGCUGGAUCGAGUUAUUGAGCAAGUUUGCAGGGACUCGGACAUGCCUCUUCCGGUGAGUGCUUCAAUUUUUCAGUCGAUCGGUCGGUCAUUAGGUCUGUGACUCAGUUAAUAAAUCAGGCGGACAGACAGUUCGUUAGUAAGUCGGUCAGUCUGUCCGUUAGUCAAUCAAUGUCAUACAUCAGUCAGUCAGAAAUUCUGUUUUCAUGUGGUUAUUCGAGCUGACGAGAGGGAAGUAAAGGAAGCUAGACCCCAACAGGACUGAAUGGAUGCGAACAAUUGCUCCGGAAAAAAAAACAGUUUCUGACCAAAGUUAUUUGUUUCCAGUCUCUCUUCUCAAGUGGAAGCAUAAGAAAUAAUUCCCAAAACUGGAUUGCCGAGAUGAUAGUGAGUACAAUUAUUUUUAAUUUAAUCUUGUUUUCCAGGGAAGGUUGUUGAGGAGCGAUCAACCGCGAAAAAAAAAACUGUCUUCUGAAUUAAAAGGUUGACCCCUUGGAUCCGCAAAACUGUAUAUCUUGGAUCUUCCCUUGUUCACUUGCAGUCUUUGCCUUCUUUUUAGCUGGAAUUUGGCUUUUCUUUGUUUUAAAGGGUAAAUUUCGAUGGCUCUCUGAAGAGCUGAAGGCUCGCUUGCUGUCGGAGCGGAGGCUUAAGGAACAAGCCGAGUGGAGCCACAAGAGAAUACGGGUUAGUAAUACGUCUGAGCACGUGGAUAGACCAUUCUUAUCUCACGUGACAUGUAACCAGGCCUCUCUUUUAUGAAAGCGGGGUUUGGGGUAUCCUCUUACAUAGAGACGUGGAAUAAGUUAGCCUGAGUGAAUUUCUUAUCAAAAGAAGCAAAGUUUGAAUGGCAACAAAUUCAACUUAAGUCCUAUUUCUUCUUGGCUUGGCGACUUAAGUACACGACUGUAAAUUGAACUAUAGUGUGACAUCUGGGUCGUCUUGGACUUGGAAAAAAAUAUUAUAUUGCUUGUCUUUUCUAGGAUGUUGUCCUGAAGGCGGAUGAGGAUAAAGAAUACUUUAUAUCAGAACUUGACAAACAGAGCAUGCUUCUUGAUGAGCUUGCAGCUCAAAAGAAAGGUAAACGAAGCAAGAAACGUGAUGUGGUUCGAUUUCUCGUGGAAGACUCAGAUUUCUUUGUUCCACGGUGCAACUUUUAACAUUUAUUUUCGUGAGCAUGAUCGGAGGGAGAGGGACCCCCGGACCUUUCUCCUGGAGCCGCCAUAGUGACUAUCCCUUCCCUUUGAACUUUAAACUCCCUUACGUGAUUAAACUGUAACUUCUCCCCGUGAUUUCAGUACAUCACCCCGCAAGCAGGUGAUGAGAACAGACAAGCUCAUCCGCUUGAGGAUGUUAUCUUGAUAUAAGGCCAAAUUCUCCUGUCUUAUUUACAGGGAUCUCUGUGGUAGUCAGUAGGGAGAAUUACUAACUGGAUGUUGCGAGUUAAAGGGUUAAAGGCAACAGUAUUAUCAGUGGGUCGCAUGUUAUCAGUUGUCGGCGACAUGUCGCCACCCCACCAACAGAACAUUCAGAUUCACACCUUUUGCACUUUGGUAAUGUAAAUGUCGAAUUCUCUAUCGAAAUUUUUAAUAUGUUCUUAUUCAUGUAGGAUUGGAAUCCAAAAAUAAACAGAACAACGACAACAUCAAAACUCUUCAGGUAAUAUUUCUUGCCUACUUCUGAUAGUAGUAUGAGUUUUUUUAGACAAGUGCAUAUCCUCAAAUUUGUUUUUAUCUCGUCACUCUUAGGACAGAAUAACUCAACUGACCACGCAUCUUGAGACGGUAAGAACGUAGUGCAAGUUUACCCAUAGCUUUAAGCGCUCAGUGUGGAGGCGCGGUGGCCUCAUGGUUAGUGCGCUCGACUCCGGAUCGGGUGGUCCGGGUUCGAGCUCUGGCCAGGGUCAUUGUGUUGUGUUCUUAGGCAAGACACUUAACUCUUCACCCAGGUGUACAAAUGAGUACCAGCAAAUGUGCUGGGGGUAACCCUGCAAUGGACUAGCAUCCCAUCCAGGGGGGAGUAGCAAUACUCCUAGCGGCUUCAUGAUAAGAAAACCGGAGUUAAACACCGGCCCAAUGGGCCACUUGGGCCCGUAUAAAGGCUUUUACUUUUGAAGCGCUCAGAGUGACUAGAAUCUAACUGAAUUUCUCUUAUCAAUGUCGCCCGUGAAUCAAACAGUUAGGUUACAAGAGCAAAAGGAAUGAUCAUAAACUUAAGAAGCUCUUGAUCGUGAAACAUAUUCUCCCUCUCAUUUCCCAUGGAAAUGUAUAGAGAACAUUAUCGAGAAUGUGUAUACUGAUGUUAGGCUGUAAAGGGUUGAGAAGGAUUCCUUUUUCUGUGCUCUGAGUCCUAGAGUUGUUGGAUUCGCGUGUAGUUUUAUAGACGAGGUGUUUGUGGUUCUAUCUGCAGAGCACGCGAGCGCUACACGCUACGGCGGAAGCUUUGGAUGAUCGUCAAAAGGUCAUAGAGGAAUUUGAAGGGUUACGGGUAGGUUUUCAGAAAGCUACUAAAUAGAUAAAUUUUUAAUUGAGCGUGGACAGUAAUCUAGGACUGCAUUGGUUUUGAUCUACGUCGCCCUUUGAUUGGUCCAGAAAUCUUGCCUCAUCCUAUUCCUCUCCUCUCCUCAUUCUCGUGGCAACCAAUGAGAUUAAAACUAAAAGGAGUCACGAGUUGGUCAUGUGCGUUUUCCAACACUCAAGUUAGUAUGCAUUUUCUAUUCCUGUGUCCUCACUGGGUCCUCGUGAUACUUUUCUUUGUUCAUUUUUCGGCCGUUUUUUUUAACGACACACAAUCGCACGAAGUGUGCGUUAGGAGCGUAAGUCUCAGACCUCGGCAGGAUUCAAAGCUAUGGCAUCAUGUUGGGAGACAGGAAGCCCCUCCCUCCCCUAAGGAUGGCAUCGAUGCGACCCCUUUUUAAAGGUUUCUUUUAACUUUAAUACUCUUUUUCCUUUUUUUUUCAGGGCGAACAGAGAGAACGAGACAAACUUCACGACAAGUAUGUCAGGUGAGCUACACAUUUUUGUCAGCGUAUUAUUUUUUUUUAAGGGAGCUUGUUAGAUACCCAAUAAGUGUGUGCAGGUUACAAUGUUUCGCAGCAUCGCCCCAUUUAAUUUUUCUUUCGCAUUAGUUGCAGCAACAAGUUGAUCAGCUCAAGUUUAUUUUUCCUACCAGAUAUAAAGAAAGAGUUGGAAGUAUUCGACGAGAACUUCAAGGAGCGAAAUCAAUGGCGGAAGAUUAUAGGGUAGGUGAUGGUCAUGUGACUGAUUUACGUUGUGUAAUUGUGAAUAUGGAGUAUUUUUGCUUCGAAAGCAAGAAGAAUUUAUUAAAACUUUUAAAUUGUUUUUGCGAAAAAAUUUCAAUCGUGCCUGUGGUUUAUGUAUUGAUCAAGGCCACAAGCAGCGGCAACAAUUGUUGAUAAAGUACUUUGAAGUUACAAAACUCUGGAAUGACAAAUUUUGUCGCCAAUACCUUUACUUUCAUCCCAUCUCUUGCAAUUUUUUUUCCUGUGAUUGUACAAAUUUAGGCUACUUACUUCUUUGGUUAUCAGCUAUGUUAUAUCCAACAUUAAAACUAAUUGGAUGAUGGUUAAGUUUUCAUCUCGUUGACACCGGAAUUUAUGUUGAAUAACUUAAAAGAAGAAUAUUGAAUCCAACUGAACGUGUGUUUUAUUACCCUUCACAGCAAGAGAGUCUAGACGCCAGUAAUUUGUCCACGAAAUUGUUAGAGGUAGGUGUAUAAGCCUCGGUAACCGCAUUUGUGAAUUAGUUUUUAAAGGCACUUUCAUUCAUUCCUCCCUUUCCGCAGAGUUUAGAGAGACGAGGUGGCCCCACGUUUAGCGCGCUGGGGCUUGGGUCGAGAGGCCUCAAGACCUGUCCACAUCAUUGUAUUGUGUUCUUGGGCAAGACACAUUACUCUACCAAUGCUCCACUCCACCCCACCCGGGAGUACGAAUGGUUACAGGGAGUCGGCGGGGAGGGGGGGGAAGGGGUGGGGAGGGAAUUUGUCAUAGAUAGACUGUCAUUCUACCUGGGGGAAGAAACAAUCCUUCUGGUCGCUUUAUACUACAGAAACUGUGAUAAACUGCUUCUGAAUGAGGCACUUGGCUCCAAUGUCGACGUAACCCUUCUUUUUUCUCUUUUGCAGAGUUUGGAUCGCAUUUCAAGUCCAAAAGCAAAACAGCGGCGACUUCAUCAGUUUCCAGACACACCCCCAACCAACCUCAGGUAGGGAAUGGGUGUUCAAAAUAAGAGUACUCUUGAAUUUCGUACAAGCCCCGCUAUUCAGCCGAUAUACUUUGAUAGAAAGUCGCAAGCCGACUAAAUAAGCCCCUGAUAUCCUUAGACCCUAUGAGUCCUAAGAGUUAUCCAUAAAGAACUUCUUCUUACGUUAUCAAUACAUUUUUAAGCAGAACGGUGAUGAGAAGUAAGAAAAUGAUCAAGUUGGACUUUGGUUUGAUUUAACAACCAAAAUUAUGAGAAAGUGAUGUCAGACUACCGAGAAUUGAUGUUUAGAUUUAGAGAUUGCAAGGGUACACAGGGUCGCACACCCAGUAGAGGUGGGAGAGGGGAGUUUGUUAGUGCGUAGAACAAAGUUCACUUUCAAAUAAUCUUUUUCGCAGUUUUUUUUUGGAGUGCAAUACUACACACACGCAGAAGAUGCAGAGAAGCCAUAUGUUCAACGCUUAGUCAAGAAUGAUUGCUAUGAUAUUCAUUAUUGACAUUUUUUUUGUAGACCUUCCACAAGUAAAAGUAGCACAAUUCCUGAGUGGUCUCCAUCGUCAGAGAACACAAUUUCCACCGUCUAUGAGAGUAAGUUAACCUGUUGGAGCGUUUGGCCUUAUAACUGAACUGUUAAAUUGUUGGGAAGUGCAAUGGACGCGUUUAACUUUUUGAUCGGCUUUGAUUACAAUUACGUGUAACGCGCUCGUUCAAGUGAAUUGUGAGAAUUUAAAGAUUCAGUUUUGUCAACUAUUCCAAAAGCCUCCACUCCUUCACUCCCCCACGUAACUCACCCAAAACCCUCCACCCCCUCCCUUCACGCAACUCACCCAAAACCCUCCACCCCCUCCCUCCAUAUAUAUUGAAUGGUCCUUAACCCUUUAACUCCCAAGAUCUCAUUAGUAAUUCUCCUUACUAUCUGCCAUAUAAUUCAUGUAAUGUUAAUUCGGAGCAUUUGGUAUUGGAUCAACUAAUAAUCCCGUAAUUGAUAUUUUUCUUUGUUCUCAUCACUUGUUGGCUUGAUAUUCUAUUGAUAUUGUAGGGAGAAAUUCUCUCUUGGUCACUCACGGGAGUUAAUUUAAAAGGUUAAAUGAAUAGAGCCAAGGCCUUGAUUUUUCGCUCUGCGUGAUUUAACUAGUUUGUUUGUGUUUUUUUGUUUUGUUUUGUUUUGUUUUUUAGACCCUUCACCAUUGACUUCCCCCUUGAAAGCAGACAGAAAAAGAUCGCAUAAGUUACAGGAAUAUCGUUCGAAAGGACCCAUAUCGAGCGCAGACUUAGACUAUAAAGAACGAUAGCAGUACUAUCAGCGCUCGUCAUGGACUGAGGUAGAUAUUCUUCAAUUUUUACACUCGAUUGCAAAAACGUUGACACGCAACAAGCGUUUAUAAUGAACGAUGAGACUCAGUAGUUUUAGGGGUCAAAUGUAGAUGAUAACCAUAAGUUGGACGUAAUGAAUGAUAAGAGCUAUCCAAACUUUCCCGGAAGAAAACGUUUUAUCAUGAGAAAAGAUUUUUCCAUGAAUAAUGAGAGAAGUAAAUCACUGAUUAUGUAUCUGUGCGAACAUUUCCCAUAAAGGUGUUGGGUCUUGUCGUUCGUGAAUCAAGCUUAUUAGGUGUCAACGUUUUUGCAAUCGAGUGUCCAUGCUCAAUUUAAAAAAAAAAUCUAACACCUUAAAAGCUUUAACCAACAAGGAUGGGGCUCAAUGGCAUGAAGACAGCAGCCACUAUCAGUUGAGCGUAAUGAACGAUUGAAGCUAAUCCAAGUUUUCCUGAAAGUAGAGGAUCAUCAUGAAAAAUAUUUCCUAUGAAUAACGAGAAAAGGAAAUUACUAAUUAUGUAAAUGCCCGAACGCUUCCCGAAGCUCGUUUUGUGUCAUCCUUGGUGCAUUUAAAGUGUGGAAGUUAUUGCAACCGAGUGUAUACAGAAAUUAUUGACGUCCGAAUUCUUCGGUUUAUUUUACUUAUGUGGAAAUUUUAUUCUUCAGGUUCUGAGAACCAGUGUUGAUCACCACACACUGCUUGACGAUUGUAGGAUAUAUAUUUAAGAUGUUAAUGGUAUAAAUAGUUAAUGGAUUGUAACGACGUAUUGUACGUAUUUUUAUUUAUGUGACAACACUGAUCUUACGUAUAUUCCACCAUCCAAAACACAAACAAACAAAUGAAACGGUUAAACCACAUAGAAAAAAAUGAGCGAAAACGAAAUUAAUAUAUUGUGGCUACAAAAUUUGUAGUCGUCUUUUAAAUUUAUUGGUUGAUUUAUUCACAAUGAAAUACACUGUGAUAGUCUCGUGUGGUUUUAGAGUUAAUUGUGAAGAUAUUGUAAAGUUAAAUCCAAUAGACACUUAAUAAUGUUAGUGAGAUUUAGUUUAACGUUUAGCCCAAACGCGAACAGCAAAAAUAACCUCAUGUUUCAUUUAUUUGCUUCUCAUUCAUAAAUGGAUUUCACAGAUAAAAGGGAAAAAUAUUUCCUAAAAAAGGCUGUGGUUACUCGUUAUGUUAAAAAAAAAAUACCGAAAAUGUAAUAGUAUUAUUGUUGUUUUUUUCAAGAUGUAGUCACUUACUUCGAUCGCAAUGUUUUUCGAUUCUGCUUGUCUUCCUCAAGCGUUGAGGUGGACU
This is a messenger RNA of Pocillopora meandrina, 21234 nucleotides long. The record is from the annotation of a GenBank genome assembly. Lineage: Eukaryota; Metazoa; Cnidaria; Anthozoa; Scleractinia; Pocilloporidae.